CAGGUGGGACUUUCUCCACAGAGGAUAGAGAACAGAAUAGUCACUCCCGCCUGCUCUCCUCUCUUCUCUGCUCCUCUUUUUCUCUCUCUUUACCAAGCAAGCACUAACCUGCUCCAGACGAGGCAGCGUGAGAGAGGCUUAAAGGAAGAAAGACGAGCCUGUGCUUAUUUUUACAAACACUCAGGGAUCUUUUACUUAAGGGUUCCUUAAGGGUUUUCCACAGGUUCCUCUAGUUCCAUCUCUCCAGGAAGCGUCCGUCACCAGGUGCAGCAGAUAUCCUGAAGAUGGGUUGCUUUGGAUUUUUGAAAACGAUGAUGUUCCUUUUCAAUGGCAUCAUCUUUGUGGCUGGAGCCGGUGUCCUAGCAGUGGGCAUCUGGGUGAAGGUGGACAAAGGCUCUAUCCUGAGUUUUCUGCAGAACCUGGAAGGCGCACCAUCUGAUCUGAACCAGGUGCUGAAUGUGGGCUACCUGCUGAUCGCGCUGGGCUCUGUGCUGCUGUUGCUUGGUUUCCUGGGUUGCUGUGGCGCAGUGCGGGAGAGCAAGUGCAUGCUGCUGAUGUUCUUCACCAUUAUACUGAUUGUCUUCAUUGCUGAGGUGGCUGGAGCGGUUGUGCUCCUAGUUUUUAAGGGACUGAUUCAAGGUGUGAUCAGUCAAGUCGGGGUCAAGAUAGUGGAAUCUGUCAAAAAGGAUUAUGGAGCUAAUAAAGAUGUUACCGGCCUUCUGAAUGCUAUCAUGGACACGCUGAAGUGCUGUGGAUUCAACAACUACACAGAUUUCACAAAUUCACCUUUUAGCCAAAACAACACCUACCCAUCCCAGUGCUGUACGGUUAGCCCCUGCUUGAAAGUCAACGCCACAGCUGCGAAUGUUACUGGGUGUUUCCCGGCACUGGUUAAAUGGUUUGACUCAAAUUCAGUUGUCAUCAUAGGUGUGGCUCUGGGAAUUGCCGUUCUCGAACUUUCUGCCAUGGUUGUCUCCAUGACCCUGUAUUGCCAGAUAAAGGCAAAAGGUUCCUGAAGCCUGAGGAAAAGAAGAUGCUUCCAGACAUUUCACAAUUACAGAUAUACAUUCAAAGGAACCUUUUUUUAUUUUAAAUAAAUGAUGCUGAAUUGAAUGUUUUUAUUAAUUUGCAUUUAUUAAAAUAAACAAUGUGCUCUAUGUAUGAUAAGAUUAUAUUCUAUAAAGGAUUUAAUGUUUAAUUUGUUACUUAUGUUGAUUUUAAAAUGAGAUACCCAAAAGGUAAUGCUUUGUUAGUAAUUCAUUCUAAUAAUCACUUUACCUUGUUGUAUUAUGUUUGUUUAUUUAGUCAUUUGUUAUGUCCUGUCAAAGGCAAAGUGAUUAAGAAGUUGAUAUAUGAAUGGAUUCAUGACCUGUAAGUUAUCCUAUAGUGCCCUUUACAAAUAUUGUCAGCCCUACUGAGCUUGAGCAAAAUCGGCUGUAAAAACGUUUUUGCUGUGUAUCCUUUUGGUCUUUCAUUCAUUUUAACAAAAAUCUAAUAUUUGAGUGAAAGAACCUAUCUUUUAUCAUGAAAUAAAUAUUCUUCUCAAAUCAA
Molecule: messenger RNA, 1551 nt
Organism: Colossoma macropomum (tambaqui)
Lineage: Eukaryota; Metazoa; Chordata; Actinopteri; Characiformes; Serrasalmidae
Product: tetraspanin-1-like
Exons: 9
Coding region: 285-1016 (243 amino acids)
Cellular component (GO): membrane
Source: RefSeq, a predicted model, not a curated record